GCGGGUGUAAGGAUCCCUUCAGGGGGUUAGGUGAACCUGAGGUAUUUGGGGCGGAGCAGGAGAGGUUCUCCAAAGGUUGGUCGGCGGCGGAGAGUCUGCGACCCCCGAGAUAAUCUCUGGGUCACCCUCUCCUUCGCGGCGGGAGCUGAGGAGCUCGCUUUGGGUCCCUGAGCGGCCCAGACCGUUGAUUUCCUUGCUGGAGGGGAAACUAACCCAGAGGACGAUGUUUCACGAUUCCACUCCAAACUCCCCUUACUUUUUAGAUUAGUAAGUUCUUAAAGUCUGACUUUCUCCCCGCCGGCAGCAGCCUUCGGUCCUCGGUGGGCCGCGAACCGGACAUCCACGGAUCGCUUCCAUUAACUCUUAGCGAGCCCGAAGUGCGUCCUUCUGUGCACUGUCCUGUUCUCCUUAACACAGAAGACACGCCUUUCCUUCUCCCAGUCCUUUCACCUUUCUCUCACCAGGCCCCUUUCCAGUUCUUUCAUCAUGUCAGAGCUCAAACACACUCCUUCCCAUUAUUUUGAAAAACAGGGUGAGACGGCCUCUGGGGAAGACAAUUCACCCUCUUAAAAGAGGGUGGCUGUACUUUUCCUCCUUAGCCCUGUUUCUUGCCCAGAGUGGGGCCGCUGCCCUCCCCUUACACUUAGAGUCUGGCAAGCAGAAUGGUGGUGAGGACAGAGGCUUUUCAGGGAAGAGGUGCUCUUGAUGAUUUUGAUAAGGCCAAACCCUCUCCAGCACCCCCUCCUACCGCCACAGCCCCUGAUGCUUCGGGGUCCCAGAAGAGAUCGCCGGGAGACACUGCCAAAGAUGCCCUCUUCGCCUCCCAAGAGAAGUUUUUCCAGGAACUGUUUGACAGCGAGCUGGCUUCCCAAGCCACUGCAGAGUUCGAGAAAGCAAUGAAGGAGUUGGCUGAGGAAGAGCCCCACCUGGUAGAGCAGUUCCAAAAGCUCUCAGAGGCUGCUGGGAGAGUAGGCAGUGAUGCGACUUCCCAACAAGAAUUCACUUCUUGCCUAAAGGAGACAUUAAGUGGACUAGCCAAGAAUGCCACUGACCUUCAGAACUCUGGCAUGUCAGAAGAGGAGCUGACCAAGGCCAUGGAAGGGCUGGGCAUGGACGAAGGAGAUGGGGAAGGGACCAUCCUCCCCAUCAUGCAGAGUAUCAUGCAGAACCUCCUGUCCAAGGAUGUGCUGUACCCGUCACUGAAGGAGAUCACAGAAAAGUAUCCAGAAUGGUUGCAGACUCACCGAGAAUCUCUACCUCCAGAGCAGUUUGAAAAAUAUCAGGAACAACACAGUGUCAUGGGCAAAAUAUGUGAGCAGUUUGAGGCAGAAACCCCCACAGAUAGUGAGGCCACUCAAAAGGCUCGUUUUGAGGUGGUGCUGGAUCUCAUGCAGCAGCUACAGGAUUUGGGCCAUCCUCCAAAAGAGCUUGCUGGGGAGAUGCCUCCUGGCCUCAACUUUGACCUGGAUGCCCUCAAUCUCUCGGGCCCACCAGGUGCCAAUGGCGAACAGUGUCUGAUCAUGUGAAACACAACAUGCUUUCUUCCCUGAUUCCCAGCCGUGGGGGAACGUCUGGAGUCAGCAGAACCACUGGGAGCUGAGGCAGGAGUGUCGUCCACAGGAGUGGUCUGCCCACUGCCAUCUGUCAUCCCACCCAAGAUUGUGCCAUACCAGCGGAGGCUUUUUCUCUGUCUUUCUAGGAAUAAGGCCUGUUCUGCAGAUCAUUUCUGUGAACCCUUUCCAUUGUGGUUUCUGCUGCUAGCAAAGGCCCAGCUACCUACCAGGUGAAGGAAGGUGUCCCUUUUGGGGCAUGCACCUUCUUUCCUCUCCCAAAAUAAUGUUAUACAGGGCCACAUUGAGUUACUUUUGUACCCAGGGUCUUCGUGCCUUGUGUCUACUCCCUGUCUUGGACCUGGGGAGCAGGGACAGAGUCCUAGGACUCUAUAUUUCUAUAGUUCUCUUGGGCAGCACCUGUGGGAAUGAAUGGGGAGAAACUUAGCCUAGGCUGGGGGUUUAGGUCUGUCACCACACCCUCUUGCCUUCAGACUGUCCUGAAUUCUCUGAAGGGAAAGUAAGUGGGGGGGCUUUUGCAUAAAAAUGCUACUCUUUCACAGUAGGUUGAAAGAGGAGCCCUGGGAUUCUCCUCUCUCCAGGUACAGAGUCCUCAAUUGCCUGUUCCAGCCUGAGAACUCAAGUAGCUGCCCUGUUCUUUCUAUAAUGCUAUGUGAUCUGGGUGAACUCAGCCCUUGACCUUCCUUUACCCCCUGCCUCUCCUCUCAUCUCUCUAUUUUAAAUACCUCUUUAUUCCAACCCUUCUCUGAGCCCAAACUGUGACAAAGAAGGGCCCAUCCUGUUUCCCCUCAUCUAGUCCAUCCACCACCCUCACUGGCCCCCGCAUCUCCCUGGCAAAUGUAUAUGAUUAUAGUGUCAGGUCUAGGAAAUGAAUUACUGUUCUUCCCCAGACACAUUUUGGCUUAUUUGAGACAUCUGAUUCCUUUGAAUCCUGUUCAUUGAUUCAGGGAGGUAGCUUGGGAAAGGGGGGGUGGGAUGCAGCCUGGGUCCUUUUUCCUGACUAAUAAAUAUUCUGAGUGAGGGAUUGA
Molecule: messenger RNA, 2599 nt
Organism: Aethalodelphis obliquidens (Pacific white-sided dolphin)
Lineage: Eukaryota; Metazoa; Chordata; Mammalia; Artiodactyla; Delphinidae
Gene: PEX19
Product: peroxisomal biogenesis factor 19
Exons: 8
Coding region: 663-1526 (287 amino acids)
Biological process (GO): protein import into peroxisome membrane
Cellular component (GO): peroxisomal membrane; peroxisome
Source: RefSeq, a predicted model, not a curated record